Molecule: messenger RNA, 2136 nt
Organism: Colletes gigas
Lineage: Eukaryota; Metazoa; Arthropoda; Insecta; Hymenoptera; Colletidae
Gene: bnb
Product: enolase-phosphatase E1-like
Exons: 2
Coding region: 340-1800 (486 amino acids)
Source: RefSeq, a predicted model, not a curated record
UUCCAUCUCGACACACGACCCAACCUUCAUCCCGUACGCCAACGAACGGUUCCCAUCGCAAACGAGCGUAAUCGCACGCGCGCGUACAAAAAGAGAGGAUCUCGUGCGUCUGUUCGACUCUCGUUUGUCCUGUCCGUUUACUUCCUAACCCCCCUCAACCGAGUUUUUUUCGAGUACGCUUGUUCGACGGUUCCGACGGUUUAAUCGGUGACUGAGAGAGAGAGUAUCGACGCUAGAAGCAACAGCAGGAAGAGAGGAACGCGUCAACGCAGCCGACGACCAGCGACCGCCACGAUCAGAUCUCGGUUGCAACCGGAGGAGAGAAAAAGACAAAUCGAGAUGAAGCUAAUAGUGACAAUGAUGAUGUGCCUGCUGGGGGCGUCGUUUGCCAUGCCAGUGGCGGAGAACCAGGAAUCACUUCAGGUGGUGCCUCUGGAGAAGGCGACGAGCUCCGUGAAGCUCGCCUCGGCCGAUUUGGCGGACGUUCCGGCGCCCAGCCAGGAGCAAGCAGGGUCAGCGCCAGCAUCGGCGGAGUCCAAACCGGGCGUGCCAGCUGAGAAGCCUAGCGUGAGGAGCGAGCCUCUUCCGGAGAACUUCCAACUGUCCGAGAAGCCCGAGGAGAAAAAGGAGGAGCUCCCGCAGGCGAAGCCCGAGGAGAAGAAGGAGGAGAAUCCUCAGGAGAAACUGGCCGAGCAACAGCCGCAGGAGUCUCAGCCGGCGCCGGAGCAGAAGCCCGAACAGCCUCUGGACGCCAAGAAGGAGGAGGAGAGCCUGAAACCAGCAGCUUCAGAGUCCCACGAGACGGUGCAAGCUGCACCCCAGGAAGCUAAAUCGGAACCUGCUGCGCUACCAGUCGAGGAACCCGUAAGUACAACGAGUCCCCAGGGGAGGCGAACUAGUAUAGGUACCAACGAAACGUUCCUGGUGUUUCAGAAACCGGUGGCCAUAGAAGGUAAGAGCUCCGAGCAGGUCGACUCCGGCGAGAAGAGCGCGGAGGCUAGCAAAGAGGAGCCCAAGGAAGAGAAGAAAGCCGAGGAAGCGAAGCCCAGCGUGAGGAAGGAGGACGAACCAGCCCCCGCCGCGUCGGAAUCCUCGGAGGAGAAGGCUCAGCCAGCUGCCGAAGAGAAGAAGGCGGACAAGCCGCAAGAGGAAGAGAAGAAAGCCGAAGAGAAACCUGACCGCGUGACUCGUGACGCCGAGGAGGCAGCCCCAGCGGCCAAGAAGCAGCUCGACCAACCUGCUGAACAAACCGUCAGAGCCGCGGAGGCCGAGAAGAGCCAGCCGGAACAGCCCAAGCCAGCCGAGGAGAUGAAACCUGCCCUGGCCAGCGAGAAGAACGAGCCCACCCUUGAACAGCCAGCCGUGAACCCCGAGGAGGCCGCCAAGCGCGAGGAGAAGCCCGAGCCGGCCGCCCUGCCCGUCAAGGAAGCCAAGAGCGCCGAGGGUGCCGCUCAGCCAGAGUCAUCGUCGCCGCAGGCGAAACCCGCAGAGUCGAGCCCGGCCAAGCUGGACAACCCCGAGCCCCAGGCGAAGGCUGACCCCAUCGAGGAGAAGAAAGAGGAGCCCAUUAAGCUGGACGCCGCGGCGAAGGAGGCGAAGGAAGGUUCCGACGAUUCAUCGGAGGAGAAGCUCGCCAAGAAGAAGAAGGAGGCGAACAGCAGCGAGGAGUCAAAGAGCAGCGAAGAGUCAAAGAGCAGCGAGGACAAGUCAUCCGAGGAGAAGGAGUCCAAACCCGCCGAGGCAAAGCCGGAGCUGCUGCCCAAGCCCCAGGAGCUAACGUAUUUAUUUAAUCAGGGUUAGGUCCACCUACAACGACGGUCGCGCGCGAGACGAAGCGGGAAGACGAGCAACGGUAGCCAAAACAGCAGCAGCAAAACAUCGACCAGACCGAGGGCUCGCGACGCAGAGACCGACCGCGUCGACCGCACCAGAGCACAGGGAUGGGCGCGAGUUCUUCCCACGGAUAGAGGCGCGAUAGAUUGAGAGAGAAAGAGAGUGAGAAAGAGAGAGAGAGAGAGAGAGAGAGAGACGACAGAGCGCGUGCACGUCAGGAAGUGUCAACAGCAGCAGGAGAGAAAGAGGAUUUACGGAGUGAAAGCAAUCGGUGUGAAUGGGAGAGAGAGAUUGUACGAUCAA